GUUCCUUCGUCUGAUCCUUAACUUGUCGGUUUAUUUACUUACUUUCCGUUUUUCAAGAUUUUCUCUUUUAUUUUCCUUCCUUUUUUCCCUUCGUUUCUUUUUCUUUGAUUUUGAUCAUCAAAAAAGGCUUCUUUCAUAACACAAGCUUUCCUUCAACUUCCAAAGAUUCGUUCUAAAAGAGGGACCAAAAAGAAAGAUGGUUUGUUUGCAAGGACCGGUGAUUUGCCCCGCCGUUGAUAGCAAGCAAGUUGGGGUUUAUACGCUGCCGUUUAAUGGGCCUUUUCCGAGGACUAGAUUGCAUCGAAGUGAUAUAUGGGGAUAUAGAGGGAUAGUUGACGGAAAAGGUAAGCCACGUGGCAUUUCCGGUCACCUGAAACGGCGGAGGAGGUUUAACACCACGGUGCAGUGUAUUUUUAGUUCAUCUUCCGAUGGGAAUGGCAGUAUGGCUGAGAAUUUCAAUGAGAACAAUGAAGAUUAUGUUAAUUCUAGUGUGGUUGAAGCUGUUGAGGUGAGGAGUGGAGCUGAUGGAUUUAUGAUCAAAAUGAGGGAUGGUAAGCAUUUAAGAUGUGUCCAUAACAAUCCUCAAGGUGGUCAUCUCCCGGAUUAUGCACCGCAUCCUGCUAUCGUUCUGAAGAUGGAAGAUGGGACCGGUCUUCUUCUCCCGAUCAUUGUUUUGGAGAUGCCGAGUGCGUUGCUCAUGGCAGCAUUACGUAAUGUCCAAAUCGCUAGACCUACUAUGUAUCAAGUAGUGAAGAACAUGAUUGACAAGAUGGGCUACACGGUAAAGCUUGUUCGAGUUACUAAAAGAGUACACGAGGCCUAUUUUGCACAGCUUUAUCUGACCAAGGUUGGUGAUGAGACAGAGUCUGUCUGUUUUGACCUUAGGCCUUCUGAUGCCAUCAACAUUGCCGUGAGGUGCAAGGUACCUAUACAAGUUAACAAGUACUUGGCAUACAGUGACGGUAUGCGCGUAAUCGAACCAGGGAAGUUGUCAACACAGUCCCCAGCUUCAGACGGCUUAUUAUUCGCCGAACUUGAUCAGCCAAGCGGUCAGCAUUGCCUCGACACAGAGGAGUUCAACAUUGUCUGUAACUUAAACAAGGCUAUCAAUCAGGAACGCUACAAGGAUGCCGCCGACUUGAGAGACAAGCUAGGUCAGUUUCGAGCUCAAAGGAACUUGAAGAAAUAUACGUGACAGUCGUUCCAUUGGCGACUCCGAUUGUAAAUAGGAAUUAUUGUUGGAAGCCGAUAAACUCAGCUGGGCAGUGGCAACAUACGGUAGCGAAGCAAUCAGUUCGGUUAUAUAUAUGUUUAUCUUCUACCAAAUAUGUAAGGGGGGAAGUAUGUAAAUAUAUGUGUAGAUACAUACAUUUACGAAAAAUGGGAUGUAAUAUGCUAGAUUAAGCUCGUUGGUUUAUGCUUAUCAAUUUAUAAUGCUGUUUUUAAUACUAAAAAUGGAUAAAAUUUUACUUUCUGAUUUAA
Gossypium raimondii (Peruvian cotton) is the source of this 1482-nucleotide messenger RNA. RefSeq names its product bifunctional nuclease 1. Gene Ontology annotation, biological process: protein ubiquitination. The record is from RefSeq and is a predicted model, not a curated record. The transcript is spliced from 11 exons. Bases 197 to 1195 code for a protein of 332 amino acids. Gene Ontology annotation, molecular function: nuclease activity. NCBI's taxonomy places the organism in Eukaryota, Viridiplantae, Streptophyta, Magnoliopsida, Malvales, Malvaceae. Gene Ontology annotation, cellular component: VCB complex; nucleus.